Messenger RNA from Synchiropus splendidus (mandarinfish), 3626 nucleotides. RefSeq names its product serine/threonine kinase 24b (STE20 homolog, yeast) (gene stk24b). Gene Ontology annotation, biological process: protein phosphorylation. Lineage: Eukaryota; Metazoa; Chordata; Actinopteri; Syngnathiformes; Callionymidae. Gene Ontology annotation, molecular function: protein kinase activity; ATP binding. The record is from RefSeq and is a predicted model, not a curated record. The transcript has 11 exons. Bases 757 to 2055 code for a protein of 432 amino acids.
UCUCACGAAAACUUGUGUCAGCUCGGAGGUUUCACGCUUGGUUCGUGCUGAAUGACUUAUUCGUUUAACGUCUUGUUCCGGUGCUCCACAGGUGCAACUGUGAAGCUGGAGAUGUUAUUAGUGUUGAUCCGGAUCCAGAUCCGCCCAGACCGGCGUCACAGCACCGACAAGAUGGCCGAGUGUACGGGACGAAAGUGAGGGAGGAAAUCAAAACACUGACAGGCGACUGUUGUCCAACACCUGAGCCGAUCGUGAGGUGAAGUUAGUCCGAAGACAAAGGCCAAGUGUUGGGCGGAUUCCAGAGCCCCGUCUGAGGGGGCAGAAGCGGCAUGAUGCAAGAAGCGUAGAGCUCUCCGGGACCGCUAGCACCCAGUGCUAACCAUGCUAGCUAGCUGACAGAACCGUUACCAGAGGAUAGAGAUUCGGACAGCGGCAGCCUCGACUUAAGAUAUUGGCGUUUUGUUCUGGAAUAAUUGGUGGCAGAAGUGCGACGUGCUGCCGCCUGACACUCGGUUCAACGCUCGCUGGUUUGCGAGCCAACAGUGCGGGUUUCUUGGACGCAGCUAGCGUUAGCAGCCGUCAGCUAGCUUGCUCAGCUGUUGGGGUGUUGCGAGAAGAAAGCGAGGGAGGUCUCGGAGCUCGUCUACCGGGAUAUUUGUGUCCCGCUGGUUGCUAUCAUUAACGGACAGACAGUAGUCGCCACCCAGGCGGGGAGACCUGAGCCCCGGCCGAGGCGCAGCUCCAGCCAGCAUCGACAUGGCCCACUCCCCAGUGCAGGGUCACCUGCCGGGGAUGCAGAAUGCUAAAGCUGACCCUGAGGAGUUGUUCACCAAGCUGGAGCGCAUUGGCAAGGGUUCCUUCGGCGAGGUCUUCAAAGGCAUUGACAAUCGCACCCAGAAAGUGGUGGCCAUCAAGAUCAUUGACCUGGAGGAAGCAGAGGACGAGAUCGAGGACAUUCAGCAGGAGAUCACGGUGCUGAGCCAGUGCGACAGCCCGUUCGUCACUAAAUAUUACGGCUCGUACCUCAAGGACACCAAGUUGUGGAUCAUCAUGGAGUAUUUGGGUGGAGGCUCUGCGUUAGAUUUGAUGGAGCCAGGAGCGCUGGACGAGAUUCAAAUAGCCACCAUUUUAAGAGAGAUCCUCAAAGGACUGGAGUACCUGCACUCUGAGAAGAAGAUCCACAGGGAUAUCAAAGCUGCCAACGUGCUGCUCUCGGAACAAGGUGAGGUGAAGCUGGCGGAUUUCGGCGUGGCAGGUCAGCUCACGGACACUCAGAUCAAACGCAACACCUUCGUCGGCACCCCCUUCUGGAUGGCCCCCGAGGUCAUCAAGCAGUCGGCAUAUGACUCAAAGGCUGAUAUCUGGUCUCUGGGCAUCACGGCGAUAGAGCUAGCUAAAGGCGAGCCUCCUCAUUCGGAGCUUCAUCCCAUGAAAGUUUUAUUUCUUAUUCCAAAGAACAACCCGCCCACCCUGGAGGGAAAUUACAGCAAACCGCUCAAGGAGUUCGUCGAGGCGUGCCUCAACAAAGAGCCCAGUUUUAGGCCAACUGCCAAAGAGCUACUGAAGCAUAAGCUGAUCGUUCGCCAUGCGAAAAAGACUUCGUACCUGACUGAGCUGGUGGACAAGUACAAGCGAUGGAAGGCAGAGCAGUCGAGAACGGCAGAGUCCAGUUCAGACGAGUCCGACUCCGAGCAGGAUGGUCAAGCGUCGGGCGGCAACGACUUCGGCAGCGACGACUGGAUCUUCACCAUCCGUGAGAAAGACCCCAAAAAGCUGCAGAAUGGGGAGGGUCAGUCUGGAGCGACGGAACAGACAAAAGACAUUCCAAAGAGGCCUUAUUCCCAGAGCCUGGCCACAGUCAUCUCUCCGGCACUUGCCGAGCUGAAGGCCAGACAGGAGCAGGUGAACGGGAACCCUCUGGUUCUGGACCAGCUGCGAGAAGCCAUCCUGUUGGCGGAGGAGUCUUACCCUGGCAUCUCAGACUCUCUGGUGGCUCACAUGGUCCACAGGCUGCAGAGCUACUCCACUAGCAGGACCUCCACAUCUGCGCCGUAGAAGUCAGCUGUCGGACCUGGCUCUGCUUUCCCACCGACCCUCCCAUCACACCGCCCACACAAGGGGUCACAAGUCAGGGGUUGAGCCAUCUAACACCAGCUGACCGUGUUUGACGUCGUGGGCAUGUGUCUGGGGUGAGGGGAGGCGGCGGCGAAUAAAAAACAAACUUUUGGAGCUUCUCCCAAGGCUGUGGCUGCUGCUGACCUUGGCAGAGCAACCUGCCAGGCAAGACUCUGGGCUCAACAUCCCCCCUCAGAAUUCAAUCCUCGCUAAUGUAGGCAUCAUAUUCCCCAAACCCUCUGAACGCAUGCUUGGAUGCUCUCUUGUGUGCGUGUGUGCGCGUGUGCUCCCAUCGUCCCAGACUCCCCGUUUAGGCAUAUUUGCAGCAUUCUUAAUGAAAAACCUCAGGUAAAGUGCUUUAAGUGGACUUCUGGGCAGUGGAAGUGGGAUGGGAAGCGUGUGCGUGCGUGCGUGCGUGUGUGUGUUGGUCACAGGGGGAGGGAGCGGGAGGGGGCGCCAUGCUGAACGUGAGAACCAGUUGUGAGGAUGAAUCACUGUGUCCCAAAUGGUUGUUUUUGUAGAUAUGACUAACGUUAGGAAAGUACAUAUUUAAAGCUCCAACAGAGAGAACAACAGAAAAAAUGCCUUGCCUUUUUGAGAUACAACGUUCCGGCAUUUCAUCUCAUUUCUCUUUGUUCCACUCGACUGAGUGAAGUACAUCAGUGUUGACUGGGACGCCACCAGUCGCUGACUCGACACGUUGAAGCAGCAGUGGCCCGUGUUUCUCUCGUGCGUCCGUUUUAUAAGCGUCUCGGGAGGAGGAGCGAGUCGACAGCCCGGGGAGAGGCGUGCGUCUGUGUGUGGCAGCCAACCUGCAGAAACCUUCAACCCUGACUUUUGUUGUUUUCACUUCCAAGCCAUCGCUAGAAGUGCCAUGUCCUUAUGCGCUUUCACCAGAUCAUGUUAGUCUGAGUUGCACCUUUUGUUUUGUUUUUUUUCUAACUUCAGAUCAGUUAUUUUGCACUUUGAAAGUGUGAGGAGUAUUUAAAAGCGGACUUUCGUUGAGGAGGGGGGCAGACGGCCAAUAAAAUGAGAAAAAAACACACAAAAAAAAUGUUGCUUAUAGCCAUGUUUUACAAUAUGUUUACUUCUAAGUUCCAGAAUCUACUACUGUGCUAAAGCAGCAAUAAAGUUGAGAAGGUGCAUCCAGGCGCUCUUGUCAACACAGGGAUGGAAAGAGAUGAUAUUUUUAUAACUGCAGAGUUGGAAAUAUUGGAAUGCUUUAUGGAUAUGGACUUCUGCCUCCGGCAAAAAAUAUCUAGACCUUAAAGAAGAUAAACAUAUGCUCCGGAAAUAACUUACAAGAUGUGUACAUUGGGUCUCCUUUAUCAUAGCUGACAGUUUAUAGUACUGUAUAUAAUCUUUGCUUGUGUCAUUUGAGAAUUCCCGACUUAAAUGUAAGCUCCUUGUAAGCUUUCAAAGUGACAUGAGAAAUAAAGAUCUAAUGCUUAACUGACCAGGGAGUGGCUGAGUCAUUGAAGGUCCCUGUGACUGAGAUGCUGCCGAGCAGC